AGGUAUUUUAAGCCCAAACACAAAGUUCCGGAUAUUUGAGAAAUUUCCCAAAUGUGAAGAAUAAUUUGAGAAUUACGUCAAAACCCCAAGGAUACCUAAGGAAAUUUUUUUUUAGGGCCAAACUUGCGCAGUGGAAAAUCCACCAUUUUUCCCAAAGUUGUGAGAGAUGUGCACUGUUACAUGAUUGGAGUGUUCAACAUUUCAAGUUUCAACCUAAAAUUCAUGUACAUAGUGAGAAAGAAAAAUCGAUAAUGGCGGAAAUAUGUUCAGACAAUAACCUAGGGUGAAUAAUGGAAAAAUCAAAAUUUGCAAUAAAAAAAGAACGGAGGACAGGUUAGUAUAAAAAUUUACAUUGAUAAAAGCCUGUGAUAUCUGAACUGCAGGUGAAGUGAGUAAGUACUAGUGAUUUUAUUAGUAAGUUGCCAGCUAACACUAGAAUCAUGAGAAGUGAGUACAUGAGUGUUAUUUUAGCAAUGAUAUGAGUCGAUCGAGGAUGUUGUCAUAUUGGAUGGCAACGAGCUGUUUAAAAAUGACUGUUAAGUAGUGUGGGUCGAACUUCAAAGGAAUGCACAAAUCGACCAAAGGUGUGAUUUGUAAAUCUAUUUAUUUGUUGCAUUUAAAACGAAACGGGGGAAGUAUAUAGGUAUAAGUGUUGGACAUUUAGGAUUUAGGAAGGUCAUAUUACGAAGAUGGUAGUCGAGCAUAUCUUGAGAUGGAUGCGUGGGAAUUGACUAGAUGAUGCACCAAUAAGGGUAGUGUCAUUGUUGCUGCUGCUUUCCUUUUUUCAGUUUUAAAAGACUGUUAAGUCAACACUUUUAUGUUGAAACUUCCAACCUACUUCCUCCACUUGUUCUAUGAAAGCCGAUGAGUUCCCAUCAGAAAUGAGAGCAGCCUAGUGGGUAGUUAGCCAUUUCCAUUUCCAUUUCCCUGCAUCUCUCUCUGACACAUACUAUCUUCCUUGCUCUCAAUUUACUGGAAAGAAUGGCCUUAGAAUUUGUCUCUGGGUUCAUUGUGUCAUCAUUAUUACAAGAGUUGGUAGAUAAGAUCAAAGCUUCAGCUGCUGAUACAAUUGGUCUUGCAUAUCAUUCUGAUGUGGAGGAUGAGCUCAAACAACUCGAGGCAACUUAUGUAAAAAUUCAGUCCAUGCUUGAUAAUGUAGAUGGACGGGACCUGAUAUCGAGCAAUUGGCACCAAAAGUGGGUGGCAGAUAUCAGAAGAGCUUGUUAUGAGACGGAAGAUUUUACAGAAGGUCUCAAUCUUGAGAUUCUUGAGAAGGGGGAUGCUGGAUUUCCCUGGUCUUACUGGACAAAAUGGGGCUUGUCUUCAAAAAUCCGCGAGUUGCAAAGAAAUCUGUUACAUCUAAUAAAUCCACCAUAUCAUUUUUUUGUAAAAACUCCUGGAUUUUGUGAUGCGAGACACCUUGGUGUGGACAAAGAACCGAUGAUUGUACCUGACGAUGAAAGCUUCCAAAGAAAACAGGACAAAGAAAGCAUUAUUCGGUUGCUUCUGCAAUCAAGCAGCAGCAGUGUGGUUCUGAUAGCAGGGAUGUUCGGGGUGGGAAAAACUGCAUUAGCCCAAGUGGUCAAGAACGACUCAUCAAUACAAAGUCAUUUUGAUCACAGAUUAUGGGUUCCUGUGUCGGGGGAUUUCAAUCUCAUGAAGGUUUUAUGCUCGAUGAUCUUAGACCUGCAGCUUGAGCAAAUCAAAGAGGCCAGAUCAAUUUAUUCUCCUCCAUUCCCUGAGCAGCAAUAUACAAGGCUGUUUAUGGGCUUGUGCAAGGAGAGAAGGAUUCUCAUCGUGCUUGAUGACUUGUGCAAUUUUGUGAAGCCUCAAGAUUGGGAAGAUUUCCAAUCUCUCCUCCUUGAUCCCUCUUGUGUGUUUGCCGUUCUCAUUACCACCCGCAACCCAAGAGUUUCCUCUAUAGUUGCUUCUCUUAGUAGGAGCACUACUGCUUCCUACUAUUUGCAACAGAUGUCUGAUGAGGAUUGUGGGUUGAUCCUGCAGAAAAAAGCUGAUAUUGCAGCUGUCAACAAGCGAACGCGUUGUGGGAAGAAUAUGUCAGCAGUUGUUGCAGUUCAGAUAGCUGAGAAAUUUUGCAAGGGCUUGCCUUUGGUGGCAAAUAUGAUUGGGAACCGCCUCUCCUUGAAGCAAGAACAUAGUUUGUCUACUAUGCUACAGAAAGACUUGUGGUGCAUGCCAGAAUUCAGAGAACAAAUCUUUCCAGCUUUCAGAUUAAAUUAUUCUGAUCUCUCCUUCUUUCUGAAAAAUUGUUUCCCUUACUUUUCUCUCUUUCCUAAAGAAUAUGUCUAUAGGAAGGAUGAUUUGGCUCGGUUAUGGUUGGCAGAGGGCUACAUUAAACCCCAAUUUUCAGGUUUCCAAUAUUCAGACUGCUCAGAGUAUGCAAUUUUAGAAGAACUUGCCAAUCAUUACUUCGAUGAUGUAUUAUCCCAAUCCAUCCUUCAGAUAUACCACCCAUUUGAUCAAGAGGCACAUGUCUAUAAAAUGCACGAAUUUGUUCACCGCUAUUCUCAAUUUAUAGGCUCCGACAUGUAUAUUCAGCUUGAUGAGCAAUUUGUGGGUGCUUUUUCAAGUUCCACAAGCCAGAUGCUGAAUUCCGCAGAUAUAACUACUCGAUAUAGAAAUUGUCGACAUCUUUCUUUGCUUUGUCCAAGUAUUGCAAGGCCAUUAUGGAAGGAUAUAGAAAGACAUUCAGAGGGCCUUAGGACAAUUCUUUCCCUAAGUGAACACAUAAGCGUUGGCCAAGUCAGCUACACCCUUUUUCUGAAACUACAAUCCUUGCGAGUACUGAACUUGAGUGGAACUGAUAUAAGUGAGCUACCAGAGUCUCUGGGUAAACUCAAACAUCUCCGGCUCCUUGAUGUUUCCAAGACUGAUAUCCAAGAGUUUCCAGCAUCCAUUACUGACCUUCAUAUGUUACAAUUUCUCAAAGCUGAUCAAUGUCCUCUGCUUCUUCAAUUACCCAAAAAAACAAGAAAAUUGUUUCAUUUAUUACACUUGAGGUUGACAUCAAGGGUUUGAGUUCUAUGCCGUCUAAGAUAGGGAACCUAAGUAAUCUUUGUACCCUUCCUGCAUUUAUGGUAGGUAGAAAGGAUGGGUAUCGUCUCACAGAAUUGAAGAAUAUGAAGAACCUCCAAGGAUCGAUUUGUCUCACGAACCUUGAAAAUGUCAAAGAUGAGGAAGAAGCAAAGGAAGCAAUGUUGAAAAAUAAGCCAUUCCUUAAAAGAGUAGAGCUUGAAUGGAACAGAUACUCAACGCAUCAAUCAGUCACUGAAAAUGUCCUCGGCUCCUUAGAACCACAUGAAAAUUUAGAAGAGUUACAAGUAACAGGAUAUAAUGGCGCUCAAUUUCCAAGUUGGCUUAGUAGUCCUGAGUGUAACUUAACUAGCAUUCACUUGCUAAGAUGUGACCAGUGUAGCAUCUUGCCAACACUGGGGAAACUUCAACACCUGAAAGUUCUUCAUAUUGAGGAGAUGCAUCGUGUAGAAAACAUCAGUGUUCAAUUUUCAGGAAUAGGAUUGGAUGCAGGAUUCCCAUCAUUGGAGUCUCUGAAAUUCCAAGACAUGACAAGCCUCACGAAAUGGGACGGGUUACAAGCGACUCAAAUGCCUCGCCUUCGUGAACUCAACAUCAUAGAUUGUCCAAAUCUAAUUGCCCUUCCUUCACUAAACUUGCUUGCUUCUUUGAGAAACCUGGAAAUAAGCUACUGUCCUGAGUUGCAGGCAUUGCCUGAGAAAGGCUUGCCCUUGUCAUUAGAAACAUUAAUUAUUGUAAAAAGUGAUCUGUUGAAGGAGUGUUGCUUACCAAAUCAAGGUGUAGAUUGGGAAAAGAUCAAAGUCAUACGCAAUGUAGUCAUUGAUUUUGUGCAGAUACCAACACUUGCCUGAUAAACUUAGUCACUUUUGUACUGAUAAUCCUUUUUCGGAUUUCAUUUGGAAAAUUGAUUUUAUUAUUUUGGAAAGAGUUAGAUUGUGAUUGGUUUGUAAUAGGAUUUUUUUAUGGACUAGAAUGCCCAGGUUAUGAGAUUACUUUUA
This is a messenger RNA of Beta vulgaris subsp. vulgaris (sugar beet), 4052 nucleotides long. RefSeq names its product putative disease resistance protein RGA3. Gene Ontology annotation, biological process: defense response to other organism. Gene Ontology annotation, molecular function: ADP binding. Bases 982 to 3039 code for a protein of 685 amino acids. The transcript has 2 exons. The record is from RefSeq and is a predicted model, not a curated record. Lineage: Eukaryota; Viridiplantae; Streptophyta; Magnoliopsida; Caryophyllales; Amaranthaceae.